Camelina sativa (false flax) is the source of this 1867-nucleotide messenger RNA. RefSeq names its product SUN domain-containing protein 1. Gene Ontology annotation, cellular component: nuclear envelope. The record is from RefSeq and is a predicted model, not a curated record. Gene Ontology annotation, molecular function: protein-membrane adaptor activity. Lineage: Eukaryota; Viridiplantae; Streptophyta; Magnoliopsida; Brassicales; Brassicaceae.
AAAAAAGAAGAAUUGGGCAAACGGAGAAGACGGUUCAGAGUUUUUGAAAUUGAGAUAUUUGCAGAGAGCAAUUGUCAAAAAAGAUUUCGAAUUUUUUCCAAAGUCUUCCUCAAUUUCUAGCAAAGUUUUCGAAUUUUGCCAACUCUGUAGUGAAACGAAACUAGGGUUUUUGAUUUCGAUAUUUGUCGAAAAGAUUUGGGGUGCGAUUGUGUAGUCAAACCAGAUCAAAUGUCGGCAUCGACGGUGUCGAUCACCGCUAACACGGCGACGGCGACUAGACGGACGGCGAUUCUUUCCGGAGAGAAGAAAUCGAACUUUGAUUACCCGCAAAGCGAAUCGCUUGCGAACGGUGGUGUUGGCGAAGCCGGUGGUACGAGCAGAGAUCUGAGCCGCGGUGAGGCUACCCUUGAUCGAUCCCACGGCCAAGAUUUGGGUCCUGUGACGAGGAGGUCUGGUUCCGCCGCGACGGGGACUAAUACCACAACCACGCAGCGCCGGACGCGGAAGGUUGCGACUCCUAAGCCUGAGAAAUUGGGAUGGAAGAGAGUGGUGAGGAUAUUUGCGAAGCAGCUUGGUGCGCUUUUGAUUAUCGUUGGGUUGAUUCAGUUGGCGAGGAAGAUGAUUCUCAAGGCUUCGUCUCCGUCCUAUCCGAUUUCUUCUUUUGAAACGGAGAUGGCGUUUUCGGGAUUGGAUAGCCGAAUUGCUGAAGUAGAUGCUCUUGUAAAGGCCACAACGAGUACGAUGCAGGUUCAAGUUGAAUUACUUGAUAAGAAGAUGGAGAGGGAAGCCAAAGCCCUGAAGCAAGAAAUCGAGAGGAAAGCUUCUGCGUUUCAGAGUGAGUUGAAGAAGAUAGAAUCUAGAACCGAGUCACUAGAGAAGUCAGUAGAUGAAGUAAAUGCUAAACCUUGGGUGUCUAAAGAUGAGUUACUGAGGAUUUAUGAGGAACUGAAGAAGGGUAAUGUCGAUGAUUCUUCUUUUAGUGAUGUUAGCAUUGAUGAAUUGAGGGCUUAUGCUCGUGAUAUCAUGGAGAAAGAGAUUGAAAAACAUGCUGCAGAUGGCCUUGGCCGAGUAGACUAUGCGGUUGCCUCUGGUGGUGCUUUUGUGAUGCAGCAUUCAGAUCCGUAUCUUGUUGGAAAAGCGAGUAGUUGGUUUGCCACAAGCAUGAGACGUGCUCAUACCAAUUCUGUUAAGAUGUUGUCUCCGAGUUUUGGGGAGCCUGGUCAGUGUUUUGCUCUAAAAGGUAGCAAUGGCUUUGUGCAAAUCAGGCUGAGAGGACCAAUCGUACCAGAGGCUUUCACAUUGGAGCAUGUAGCUAAGAGUGUAGCUUACGACAGAUCAAGCGCUCCAAAAGAUUGCCGAGUAUCAGGAUGGCUGCAAGGACAGGAAUCUUCAGUUGAGGAAGAGAAGAUACAACUUUUAACAGAGUUCACUUACGACCUAGACAGGUCGAAUGCACAGACAUUCAACAUCUUAGACUCAUCAUACUCUGGUCUUGUAGAUACUGUCAGGCUAGACUUCACCUCCAACCACGGAAGCGACUCGCACACUUGCAUCUACCGGUUCAGGGUUCAUGGGAGUGCACCAGACCCAGUCUCUGUUGUAGAAACCAGUCUUGAUCAGGACUCUUCACAUGCAAGUGAAUAAAAAGAACCUCUUCUGUUUUGUAACAUUUCUUCAUCCACAUAUCUUUUGUUGCUUAUGUUUUAGAAAGAAAAAAAAGAAAGAAAGCAUCAGAUUCUGUGAUUAGACUACUAGUAGAGAGUUGUUUGAUUUGAUUCCUCUUUGUGUUCACCUUUUGGUUUAUUUUGGUUGCAGACUACAUAAAAUUUUAUGAAUUGGACAAUAGUGACAAGAAAUCCAAUUAUUA